CGGCGUUCCUACACCCGCAUGCGCAUUGCGCAGGCGUACAGUGCACCACCAUCAGUCCCUCCAUAUCCCCUGAUAACAGCGAAGGUGAGACAACUGAAAAAUAAAAAUAGUUGAUAAACAUCAUGGUGCUGAAUCCAGUCAUUUCCAAACUUGUAGGGAAGCGUGUGGUCCUUGCCAGUGCUUCACCACGCCGAAGGGAAAUUUUGACCAACGUUGGUCUUAGGUUUGAAGUGGUGCCAUCAUGGUUUAGGGAGACGCUUGACAAGUCCUCUUUUAAAAUGCCAUAUGAUUAUGCAACAGAAACCGCAAGGGAAAAAGCCCUUGAAGUGGCGAAAAGGAUGCACUUGAAACACCUCAAGACUCCAGAUAUCGUAAUUGGAGCAGACACUAUUGUGUCUAUUGACGGUGACAUUCUUGAGAAGCCUGCAGAUAAACAAGCUGCGCACACUAUGCUGUCAAGACUGAGCAAUAAAGAACAUAGUGUCUUCACCGGGGUUGUAAUCAUCCAAUGCAGCUGCAAAAAUGAUAACCAAUUGGAGACCAAAAUUGAUGAUUUUUAUGAAGAAACAAAAGUAAAGUUUUCUGAUCUGUCCGAAGAACUUCUCUGGGAGUACAUUCACAGUGGUGAGCCAAUGGACAAGGCCGGUGGCUAUGGAAUCCAGGCGCUUGGUGGAAUGCUAGUUGAAUAUGUUCAUGGUGACUUUCUAAAUGUUGUAGGAUUUCCCUUAAAUCACUUCUGCAAGAAGCUGGGUGAAAUCUACAACCCACCUGUAAGUCAGUGUAUCGCAGACCACUCUAUUCCCAGUUGCGAAGGCCUCAGUGAUCUUCAGCAUGACUCUGAAAACCACAAGGAGAGUGAAACAGCUGAAAAGAAGCUGAAAGCUGACCAAGUUGGAGCAUCAGAAGAGGUGGCAAGUGGCCUGAGCAUGGUGAAACCACACAGUUUUCCUGAGGCAAAGGGUCCAGCGGAACUGCUCCACUCUUUACCAGAUGCCUUUACCAUUAAUGAGAUGAAUGUGAAGUGGCUUCAUAAAAUCGGAGACCUAGUGGAUGCUUUUAAAGCAUCAAAGGUCUUAUUCACAGCUUCUAAACUGAAAGUAUUUGAUGUAUUGAGUACACAAUAUGGAUUACAUGUUUCAAAAGUUGCUCAGAGAUUAGAGGCCACAGUGGAAGGGACAGAAUGCCUCCUGGAUGCCUGUGUAUCACUUAACUUGCUUAAAAAAUCCUCAGGAACUUCACAGGUGUACAAGAACACACAAUUUGCUGACACAUAUCUGGUGUCAGACAGUGAAAAUUCUAUACAUGACUAUAUUAUCUACGCUAAUGACCACAUUUGGCCACUUUUCACACAUCUGGAUUCAGCCAUAAAGGAAGGCUCCUAUGGAAAAACGGCUGACAAUUUAUUUCAGAAUUCAGAACAAACACUGUCCUUUAUGUCUGCAAUUAACUGCCUUAUCAAAGUGACAGGAAAUGACAUUGUCACGGCAUUUGAUCUUUCAUCAUUUAAAACAGCUUGUGACUUAGGAUGCGCUGGAGCUUUAACAUAUCAAAUGGCAAAUGCAUAUCAAGAUAUGACACUCAUAGUAUUUAACCAGCCACAAAUGUUGGAGAAGAUUAAGUACUUCCAACCACAAGGCCAAAACCUGUGUCGAAUUACUUUCAAAGAAGGAGACCUCUUCACAGAUGACCUACCAGAGGCAGACCUUUACAUUCUGUCAAAUAUUCUUCAUCUCUGGGCGGAAGACGAGAUUGAUCUCUUAUUAAGCAGACUCUCUCAGAGGUGCAAGCCAGGAGGUGGCCUACUCCUAGCUGAGCUUGUGCUGUGUGACCGGAAGACCAAGUCCAGCAGGGCAGCACUUCAGUCCCUCAACACGUUUGUGCAAAGUGCUGGGAGAGAGAGGGGUGGAUCAGAGUACAGGAAGCUCUUAAAUAAGUAUGGCUUCACAGCUGUACAGAUCAAGCACACAGAAGCUUUUCUGGAUGCCAUCUUCUGUAUAAAGCAAUAAUUUUCUCAUUGCAAUUUAUGAAUAAAUGGUGGUCUUUUUCUUAAAUGAAGGGCAAAAUGUAUUUGUGAGCACAUGAGCACUUGAUUCCAAUGGAGUGGGGCAGUAAGGUUGGUUAAACUUUUGGUAACAUUGUGGUUUCUGUAAAAUGAACUUGAUAUUAAAUGAUUGCUUUUUUUUUAUUAA
Messenger RNA from Carcharodon carcharias (great white shark), 2189 nucleotides. It is a transcript of the gene asmtl, whose product is annotated as acetylserotonin O-methyltransferase-like. Gene Ontology annotation, molecular function: O-methyltransferase activity; nucleoside triphosphate diphosphatase activity. The record is from RefSeq and is a predicted model, not a curated record. The transcript is spliced from 14 exons. NCBI's taxonomy places the organism in Eukaryota, Metazoa, Chordata, Chondrichthyes, Lamniformes, Lamnidae. The coding region runs from base 123 to 2006 and encodes 627 amino acids.